AUGGGCAACCUGCCAUCUGCGCGAGUUACCCCAAAACGCCCUUUCUAUGUCUGCGGUGUAGAUUAUGCUGGACCAUAUAAGUUGGACGAACGAGUGCGAAGCCGCGUGACUUACAAGGCAUACAUUUGUAUUUUUGUAUGUUUUGUAACCAACGCAGUUCACAUUGAACUUGCUCACAAUUUAAGCACUAAUGUGUUUCUCAACUGUUUACGUCGUUUUAUAUCCCGUCGCGGCAAGUGCCAACACAUACAUUCAGACAACAGAACUAACUUUGUAGGGGCUCGCAACAAUCCAAAUGAAUUAACGGCGCUCUUGAAUAAAAAUAAAUUCCAAGAAAUUGUAAAUAAUUUUGUAUCUCAAGAACACAUCCAGUGGCACAUGAUUCCACCUCGUGCACCCCAUUUUGGAGGGUUAUUGGAGGGGGCGGUAAAAUCAGUUAAAAAACAUCUAUCACGUGUUAUUGGGGAAGCUAGGUUCACUUUCGAAGAAAUGCAUACGGUUCUAACACAAGUUGAAUGCUGUUUAAAUUCACGCCCACUUUCUCCACUCUCCAAUGAUCCAAACGACCUCACCCCUUUAACUCCUGGACACUUUCUUAUUGGAGACUCUUUAUCUGCAUUACCACAACCAGAUCUGAUUUAUGUCCCACGUACUCGUCUCUGA
Messenger RNA from Belonocnema kinseyi, 663 nucleotides. RefSeq lists its product as uncharacterized. Gene Ontology annotation, biological process: DNA integration. Gene Ontology annotation, molecular function: nucleic acid binding. The transcript has a single exon. Bases 1 to 663 code for a protein of 220 amino acids. The record is from RefSeq and is a predicted model, not a curated record. Lineage: Eukaryota; Metazoa; Arthropoda; Insecta; Hymenoptera; Cynipidae.